Nycticebus coucang (slow loris) is the source of this 424-nucleotide messenger RNA. It is a transcript of the gene FSHB, whose product is annotated as follicle stimulating hormone subunit beta. Gene Ontology annotation, cellular component: extracellular region; cytoplasm. The transcript is spliced from 2 exons. Gene Ontology annotation, biological process: G protein-coupled receptor signaling pathway. The record is from RefSeq and is a predicted model, not a curated record. The coding region runs from base 25 to 414 and encodes 129 amino acids. Gene Ontology annotation, molecular function: hormone activity. NCBI's taxonomy places the organism in Eukaryota, Metazoa, Chordata, Mammalia, Primates, Lorisidae.
UAAUUUUUUGCUUCCCAGACCAGGAUGAAGUCAAUCCAGUUUUGCUUCCUUUUCUGUUGCUGGCAAGCCAUUUGCUGCAGUAGCUGUGACCUAGCCAACAUCACCAUUGCAGUAGAAAAAGAAGAGUGUCGUUUCUGCAUAAGCAUCAACACCACUUGGUGCGCAGGGUACUGCUACACCAGGGAUCUGGUGUAUAAGGACCCAGCCAGGCCUAACAUCCAGAAAGCAUGUACCUUCAAGGAGCUGGUGUACGAGACAGCGAGACUGCCCGGCUGUGCUCACCACGCAGACUCCCUGUAUACAUACCCAGUGGCCACCGAAUGUCACUGUGGCAAGUGUGACAGUGACAGCACUGACUGCACCGUGCGAGGCCUGGGACCCAGCUACUGCUCCUUCAGUGAAAUGAAAAAAUAAAGAACAAUGG